This is a messenger RNA of Myripristis murdjan (pinecone soldierfish), 3455 nucleotides long. It is a transcript of the gene mid1, whose product is annotated as midline 1. The coding region runs from base 390 to 2459 and encodes 689 amino acids. The record is from RefSeq and is a predicted model, not a curated record. NCBI's taxonomy places the organism in Eukaryota, Metazoa, Chordata, Actinopteri, Holocentriformes, Holocentridae. Gene Ontology annotation, biological process: regulation of microtubule cytoskeleton organization. Gene Ontology annotation, molecular function: protein binding; zinc ion binding. The transcript is spliced from 11 exons. Gene Ontology annotation, cellular component: cytoplasm.
CUCUCUCUCUCUCUUUCUGCUUUCUCCUCUCUCUCCCUCUACUUCCAGUACUGGCCAGCUCUCCAACUGUAGGUGGAGCUGGCUUUCCUGGAAUUGUCGGGCAGCUUUUCCUGUUGUGCUUGCUACCUCUUGCUCAAUCUCUUGCUUAAUGACAGCUCUGCUGCAGGAUUACUGGCUUAUGAAGACUUGUGCCAUCUGGAUCCCCUGUUUGUACAGCAUGAUGGUGUUUAUGGCUUUUGCAUUUGUUGUCAUGAACAUACUUUCAUGAUUCGGGUCAGAAGUUUUCCCUCAACCGAAAUGUCUCGGCAGUGCAAAGUGGGGCGAAAUCCAUCGAUAGCUGAUCAGCUUCCCUGGAUUUCGCUGACAACACCACUUUCUUUUGCCUGAAGAUGGAAACACUGGAGUCGGAGCUGACUUGCCCAAUCUGUCUGGAGCUUUUCGAGGACCCACUGCUCUUGCCCUGCGCUCACAGCCUGUGUUUUAACUGCGCCCACCGCAUCCUGGUCUCCCACUGCACCCCCAGCGAGCCAAUCCAGUCUAUCAGUGCCUUCCAGUGCCCAACCUGUCGCUAUGUCAUCACCCUCAACCAGAGGGGCCUAGAGGGACUCAAACGCAACGUGACACUGCAGAACAUCAUCGACCGCUACCAGAAGGCUUCUCUAAGUGGACCUAACUCUCCCAACGAGACCCGCCGUGAGCGAGCUAUCCCCGACAGCAAAGCCAUGACGUCUCCCAGUGACCGAGUGCAAUGCCAGUUCUGUGAGCAGGACCCGCCACAGGAUGCCGUGAAGACCUGUGUCACCUGCGAGGUGUCCUACUGCGACGAGUGCCUGAAGGCAACCCACCCAAACAAGAAGCCUUUCACGGGCCACCGUCUAAUUGAGCCCCUGCCGGACUCCCACCUGAGAGGGCUUAUGUGUCUGGAGCAUGAGGAUGAGAAGGUCAACAUGUACUGUGUGACAGACGAACAGUUGAUCUGUGCCUUGUGUAAACUGGUUGGUCGUCACCGGGACCACCAAGUAGCAGCCCUCAGUGACCGAUAUGAGAAACUUAAGAAAUCUCCUGGCCGCUAUCUCAGUGAGUGGAGUGAUCAUUCAGACCAGGAGGCAGACCAGCAAGCCUUGGAUUCCAACCUCAGCAGCCUAAUCAAGAGGACCAGUGAGUUGGAAAGUCUGAUGGGCAAACUUAUCCAGACCUGCCAACAUGUAGAGUUAAAUGCAUCGAGACAAGAAAACAAGCUACUUGAAGAAUGCGACCUGCUGAUUGAUAUCAUACAGCAGAGAAGACAAAUCAUAGCUGCCAAAAUAAAGGAGGGAAAGGCUGUGAGGUUGAGGAAACUAGCCCAGCAGAUAGCCAGCUGCAAGCAGUGUAUCGAGAGGUCCUCCUCCCUCAUCACUCAGGCCGACCAAACCCUCAAGGAGACAGACCAUGCUCGCUUCCUGCAAACAGCCAAAAGCAUCUGUGAGAGGGUGUCCAUGGCAACAGCAUCAUCUCAAAUCCUGAUACCAGAAAUUAACCUGAAUGACACCUUUGAUACUUUUGCCUUGGACUUCACAAGGGAGAAGAAAAUGCUAGAAAGCCUGGAUUACCUCACAGCACCAAAUCCGCCUGUAAUCCGUGAGGAAUUAUGUACAGCUUCAUAUGACACCAUCACUGUUCACUGGACGUCGGAUGAUGAGUUCUGCGUUGUAUCAUAUGAACUUCAGUAUGCCAUCUUCACCAGCCAAGCUAAUGUUGUCAGUUUGUGCAAUUCUGCUGACAGCUGGAUGAUAGUGCCAAACAUCAAGCAGAAUCACUACACUGUGCAUGGGCUCCAGUGUGGCACCAAGUACGUUUUCAUAGUCAAGGCCAUAAACCAGGCGGGGAACCGCAGCAGCGAACCUGGGAAGCUGAAGACGAAUAGUCAGCCAUUCAAAUUGGACCCAAAGUCUGCUCACCGGAAACUGAAAGUGUCCCAUGACAACCUGACAGUGGAGAGGGAUGAGACCUCGUCCAAGAAGAGCCAUGCUCAGGACCGCUUCUCCAGCCAGAGCAGCUAUGGGGUCACAGGCAAUGUGUACAUUGACAGUGGCCGCCAUUACUGGGAGGCCCUAAUAGGGGGAAGCACAUGGUUUGCAGUGGGCAUUGCUUACAAGUCAGCACCCAAACAUGAGUGGGUAGGCAAGAACUCAGCCUCCUGGGUCCUGUCUCGCUGCAACAACUCUUGGGUGGCGCGUCACAACAGCAAGGAGAUGCCCAUCGAGCCCUCGCCCCACCUGCGGCGUGUGGGAAUCUUACUGGACUAUGACUCUGGGUCUCUGUCUUUCUAUGAUGCUGUUGGCUCUCAGCACCUGUACACCUUUGAUAUCGCCUUUGCUCAACCGGUCUGCCCUGUCUUCAAUGUGUGGAACAAGUGUUUAACAAUCCUCACUGGACUGCCCAUCCCAGAUCACUUAGAGGGAACAGACUGCCACAAUUAGCAGAACUUGUUCCACUGGAUAUUCAUUAUAUUCCCAUAACCAGACCAGGAUGACCACACCUACCUGAUUGUGUCCCUGACAUACUGUGGCAAGAUGCAAACGAUAUCCAAAUGACAAAAAUAAUGUUUCCCAGGCCUAUAUUCCUAUUCAAACUUUUGUUCAAGGUAACUGAUCUUAGAAUAAUUUAAAUAAUGAUUUACAAACACUUAUAGAUCUUUUUCUUGCUUUGCACAUCAUUGUACUGUACGUUAUUCUGCUGGUUGGUUUUGAGGGUUUGCUUACAAGAAAUCAUGGGUAAAAUUCUGAAAUUCUUGGAGUUAUUUUUAUGCAGGCUUAAGACUUGUACUCUGAAAAUCAUGUUUCACAUAUUUUCAUGCUUGUGUUGUUAAGAGUGGUGAUAGACAUUUAAGUGCAAAUGUUAAUACUGCCAUCCAUGACAGGAGUGGACUCCAGCAUAAGUGGACUAACCAUCUACCCUGUUCUUUCUUGAAGGCUCUGUGAUACUAUAUAUAUAUAUAUAUAUAUAUAUAUAUAUAUAUAUAUAUUUAAAAAUAUAUUUAUAAACUAUUUUCAAAUGUUCUUGAAAGGUAUUUUUUUAAGUAAGAGCACUUUGAACACACAAAGCCUGUCACUAUAAAACUCUCAGUGCACAUACCAUAUUGCCAAUGUCUCCAUGUCAUCGUUUUCUAAGCAAAAAAACAACAACAACACAAUUGUGUAAAGAAAUAGUUUAGAUAACAAUCAAUUCCUCUUAGAAAUGUAAAUUUGAAAUCAAUGUUCAAUAAAGUUUCUAAUAUUUAUUAUGUGAAAAUGCAAUAGAGCAGGUUUCCUUUGUAAAUAGACAACAGAUCAGCAUUAAUAAGACCACUGUUUCCCUCAUGGUGGCCUCACACAAAUUUCAAAAAUAGAAAGAACAACUUCAAGAUCAAGUCUGCACUGCAUUACCAUUUUCACAUGUACGUUUCUCUGUCAGCAAUGAAUAAAAGUGGCUUCAUU